CAGAAAACGAAACUUGUUUAUAUUUCCCACCAAUCGUCAGCAGUCAGGACAAAGGCUGUGCUGGUGGCUGAUGAGAGCGACACAUCAUGUCACCACAGUCAUCGGGAAAGGUGAAUGCGACGAUGGCAGUGCAGGCACGUGUGCUGGCCAGUUCAGCGCUGUCCAGCUUCCCAUGCAUGUGCAACCUAUCCUCCAAGCCUCUCACGGCCGCCGUCAACCAAGUCACAACCAAGGAUGUGAUUGUGAGGCUGCAAUGGGGAAGCCAGAGCAUCGUGUGUGGUGUAUCCGGAUUUGCACGGGAAACAGCCCGCGGCGACGCCACAGUGGAACUGUCUCCCGCACUUAUGCGAGCAUACCACAUCAAACCAGGCACCAAGGUGGCUGUCUCUGUAGUCAAUGGUGACCUUCCUCGCUGCACGGCUUUGACAGCCCGCUUGACGUCCCAAACAGACUGGCAAGCAGUGGCGCUCAACUCCACAAACUUGGAAAACUGCUUCCUCCAACAGGCGCGCAGUGUGCGUGCACCGGGCGUGCUGCCCAUCAGCGUGGAUGGCCGCGCACUGCAGCUCGAGAUAGUGACGGCCAGAGAUGAGGCCAGUGCCACAUGCACCAACACGUGGAUGGUCAUUGGUCCAGACACGCGCAUCACCGUCCUCUCCCCUCAUGACCUCGAUGCGCCAAGCACGAGUCGCCCGCCGUCGCUGCUGUGGUGCCGCCUCCGCGUUGUCGUCAGCGAUCGCCUUCCCGUCGACGCGUGUCUGCCGUCAGCACGCGCCCUCCUCCCAACACAGCGCAUUGUGAAGGCGUUUCUGUCCAAGUACCGCGAUGUCAUGCAUGUGCAGGACGCAGACAGCGGCGGUGGCGGUGAGGGAGGAGAGCACGCAGCGCCAACUCCUGCACGUCCGCAACAGCGAAUACAGCGUGCGUCAACACCGCGCACCACAACACGAAGAGCAACGACACAGCCGCCAGCGUCAACCGCGACGCCUUCAUCAUCAUCGCCACCCUCAUCAUCAUCAUCAUCAUCAUCACAAUCAACAUCACCAUCACAUCGUCGCGUUGCACUGGCUGCUAUCGGAUAUUCCCAUUACCUCGAACCGCACGAGAUUCUCGUCUCAAGGAGACUCGCAUCGCGCCUUAACAUGACAACAACGGAUUGGGCAGUGCUGAUUGCGCACGUACGCGCAUCUUCCUGUGAUUCCAGUGACACCACACCACAGCAACAGCAGCAACAGCGAGACGGGCCAAGUUCGCGUUCACUUGGUUGCCGCAUUGUUCCCGAUGUGAACGUCGAUCCUGUGCGCGUGCAUACGCCAGCUCGCCCGCUGUAUACACGUGCAAUUGCUCGCGUGUGUGCACACAUCUCCCGCGCACUCGGGCGACGACAACACCAACAUGAGCAGCAGCAACAUGAACAACAGCAGUUGUAUCAGCACCAACCACAGUCGUGUGAAUCACGCAGCAAGCAGCCCCUCCAUGGUACCGAACGCAAGCGCAAUGGCACACUAGCUGGUGUUCGUCGUGGUGAUGUGGACCAUCCAUCCUCCUCAAAUAACCCAGAUACCCAUGCAAGAACGGUGCCAACGAUAGCGAUACCGCAACCGAAAACAGCAACACCUUCAUCACCACUGCCGCCGCCGACAUCGACGUGCGUGCUCGUGUGUGGGCCGCGUGGAAGUGGUCGGACGACGCUGGGCGAUGAACUGUGCACAUGUGCGCAGCAGCGGUUUCUCGCACACGUGUGCACGAUUCAGUGCCGGCAGCUCAAGGGCAAGACGGCGGCGGUGCAAGCCAAUGCCUUUCGCCAACACAUACGCGAGUGUCUCUUCCGUGCACCGGCACUCCUCGUUGUUGACGAUCUCGACGCACUCUGCCCUGCAGAGAUGCAGGGUCCUGACAGCGCUUCCUUGCUGCUGCAGUUAACGCGUUUGUUCCGCAGCAUUCCUGCAUGCGCACAGGUCGCUGUUGUUGCCACGGCCACUGCCCACACUGCGUUGCAUAAGGAACUCUUGGGCAUGGGGCUCUUUGUCCAUACGGUGAACCUCUCGCAUGUCACGCCACGGCAGCUUGCGUCUGCCCUGCCUCACCUUCUUGAUGAUCUCAACAUUUCCCACGCCAACGCCCCCACCCAACAACAACAACAACAACAACAACAACAACAACAACAACAACAACAACAACAACAACAACAACAACAACAACAACAACAACAACAACAACAACAACAACACGGUGAUGCCCCUGUGUCGCUGCGUGCGCUCCACGCUGCCAUCGCCCCAGCGCUGUCACGCCGCCUCGUUGUGCGGGAUAUUGUGCACGUGUUGCGGCUCUCCCAAGCGGCGGCGCUGCGGGCAAACCGAUCGCACCACCACGUUACCCCCGCCGACAUCCGCGCCGUCACAUUGAACUACACACCACUGCACGUUGACGCGCUGCCGCUGCGCGACGCAACACUCACGUUUGCUGACGUGGGUGGCAUGACGCAAGCCAAGCGGAAGCUCACGCGAACCAUUGGCUGGCCCAUCCGCUACGCCCACCUGUACGCGCGCGCGCCGGUGCAGCUCACAGACGGGGUGCUGCUGCACGGGCCAACCGGGUGCGGCAAGACGAUGCUCGCCAAGGCGACGGCCGGGGAGUUUGGCCUCAACCUGAUUGUGGUCAACGGGCCGGAGCUGCUGAACAAGUACAUUGGGGCGAGCGAACAGGCCGUGCGCACGGUGUUUGCACACGCGCAGCAGGCGGCGCCCUGCCUGCUCUUCUUCGACGAGAUUGAUGCCAUUGCCAGCCCACGCGGGAGCAGCAGCAACGGCGUGUGCGACCGGGUGGUGAACCAGCUGCUCACCUAUCUCGACGGCGUGGAGGAGACGAGGGGCCGCCGCGUCGUCGUCGCCGCCGCCACCAGCCGCAAACACAUGGUUGACCCUGCCCUGCUUCGCCCCGGCCGUCUUGGGCACCACAUUGCGUGCACGCCGCCGUCGGUGGAGGAGCGGGCCGAUAUCCUGCGUGUGCUUGCGCGUGACAACACGCUCGGUGGCGAUGUGGACCUGGCGUCCGUUGCCGAGCACACGCGCGGGUGCACGGGUGCGGACUUGAAGGCGAUUAUCACAAACGCGCAGCUGGCAGUGGCACGUGUAGCCUUGAGCAGCGCACGACAGCACAAUCGCCGCCGUGCUGGAGUGACCGGUGGUGGGGAUGCGGACGAUGAUGGAAGUAGUGGUGGUGCUGUGGUGUCUGCAGCGCCCCUGGUACCUGUAAUGAACGGAGAUGGGGAGACUGGAGUUAGAUUUGCUGCCAUGGCUGACCAUGGUCACGAUGGCAACGGCCACCAGCCAAAACGCGGCGGCGAUGGCCUGCAGACACCACCGCCUUCCUCGCCGUCUUUGCUUCGUCGGCACCUCAACACCAACACCAGUGAUGGUGCAAGUGGCAUGAGUGUGCCGCUGGUGGGCAGCGUGAGCUCACCACCACGUGUGCAUCGGCGCUCUCUCGGUCUCCUGCACGCCAACGGAAACGCACACGCAAGUACGCACCAUGCACGUGAUGGAGGUGGUGGUCGUGGUGAUGGUCGUGUUGCGGGUGUUUUUGUUGUCGAAAGUGGAGCUGAUGCGAAUGGCCGUCGCAUAGAUGAAGCCGGCGAUGAUCAUGAUGAUGAUGACGAUGUGGAUGAUGAUGAUGACGAUGAUGAUGAUGAUGAUGAUGAUGAUGAUGAUGAUGUGGACGAUGUGGAUGAUGUGGUGGUUGAAGAAGCAGAUGCAGGCGGUACAAGCAGCUGUGGACUCUCAAACAGUGACCACGAGGACAGCAGUGACCACACCAGUGACGACAAUGAUGAUGAUCAUGAUGAUCAUGAUGAUGUUGAUGAGAACGGGGGCCGCGACACGGUUGCCAGUGACAGUGAUGAUGGCGGUUGUCAGAUUGGGGCAGACAGUGACAACGGUGUGGCUGCAGAGGACACGACCAUCCACCAGCACCACCUCGUGCGCGCUGUACAGGAGCUGCUGCUCUCCCGCAUCGUCCAGCGCCCGAGUGAUGAUGGUGAUGAUGCUCAUGGUGGUGGUGUUGGCACCAAACUCUCGUUUGCGGGCUUCGUGAUGUGUCAUCAUGAACGAUUGCGAACUGACGAACAACACCAACAACAACAACAACAACAACAACAACAACAACAACAACAACAACAACAACAACAACAACAACAACAACAACAACAACACUUGAGAUAA
This is a messenger RNA of Salpingoeca rosetta, 4220 nucleotides long. Its product is annotated as peroxisome biogenesis factor 1. Gene Ontology annotation, cellular component: peroxisomal membrane; cytosol. The transcript has 10 exons. Lineage: Eukaryota; Choanoflagellata; Craspedida; Salpingoecidae. The coding region runs from base 87 to 4220 and encodes 1377 amino acids. The record is from RefSeq and is a predicted model, not a curated record. Gene Ontology annotation, molecular function: ATP binding; ATP hydrolysis activity. Gene Ontology annotation, biological process: protein import into peroxisome matrix.